Messenger RNA from Emericellopsis cladophorae, 1740 nucleotides. Its product is annotated as GPI mannosyltransferase-like protein. The record is from RefSeq and is a predicted model, not a curated record. Gene Ontology annotation, molecular function: alpha-1,2-mannosyltransferase activity. The transcript is spliced from 3 exons. Gene Ontology annotation, biological process: GPI anchor biosynthetic process. Lineage: Eukaryota; Fungi; Ascomycota; Sordariomycetes; Hypocreales; Bionectriaceae. Bases 1 to 1740 code for a protein of 579 amino acids. Gene Ontology annotation, cellular component: endoplasmic reticulum membrane.
AUGUCUGUCACUUCAAUCAAGAAAAGUUUUGUCUUUCUGCGCGCGAUCAUCAUCAUAAGACUUAUCAAUGCUUUUUGGGUGACAACCUUCUUCCAGCCAGAUGAAUACUUCCAAGCCUUGGAGCCCGCCUGGGAGCUCGCUUUUGGGGCCCGUAGCGGCGCCUGGCUGACGUGGGAAUGGCGUCACCAGCUGAGGUCGUCUCUGCAUCCAGUCGUCUUCUCGGCAGCCUACCUGGUAGCAGACCAUGGGACCAGAUAUCUGCCUAUCGGCUCGACCGCGAAGACGGCGGUCAUUGUUGCUGCACCACGGUUCGUGCAGGCUAUCAUCGCGGCCCUGGGGGACUUCUUCACCUGGAAACUCGCCAUGAAAAUCUAUCCAAACAGCAAUGAUUCCUCCUUUGCUCUCUUCCUCCAGCUCUUCAGCGCAUGGCAAUGGUAUUGUUCCAUCCGCACCUUUUCCAAUUCACUUGAGACCACCCUCACCAUCACGGCUCUGUACUACUUCCCCUGGCGAGACCUGCUAGGCGUGGCAAGGACAAUCAAGGAGAACCCCAAGAUGGCCAACAGCAUCCACCAGAGGCCAGGCGCGCUUCGCCUGUCAAUUAUCUGCGCUGCUUUUGCGGUCCUCCUGAGACCUACAAACAUGCUCAUAUGGUUGGCAAUCAUCUUGGUUUCUUUCACCAGACUUUGCUUAAAGGGGCCGAGUCCGCUAUCCCAGGCCAAGGUCAUCGUCCUAUUCAGAGAGGCUAUCUUGUGCGGCACCGUCGCUCUUGGUGUCUCCCUGAUCUCAGAUCGUUUGUAUUUCGGGUUCUGGACGUUUCCGCCUUAUAAUUGGCUCUACUUCAAUAUUUCAAAGUCGCUGGCUGUCUUCUACGGCCGAAACCCCUGGCACUACUACAUACUGCAGGGAAUCCCUCUUCUGAGCACGACAUCUCUCCCCUUUGUGCUCAUGGCGCUGUACAAGCCCUCAACGUCAACAGAGGAGCAGUACAACAUUCUAAGGACAAUGACCUUGGCUGUUGGUAUUACCAUCACCGCGCUCUCCCUCAUCUCGCACAAGGAGGUCAGGUUCAUUUACCCUUUGCUUCCAAUAUUCAAUAUCCUCGCGGCACCUCUCGCGGCUCGCUUCUUCACCAUCCCACCGCCCACCACGUCUCAACCACCUCGGCUCAAGAAAAAGAUGUGGCUUUACCUCGCUGUGGGUAUCAAUGUUCUCGUGGCGGGCUACCUCUCCCUUAUUCACCAACGCGCGCCUCUCGAGAUGGUCUCACACCUUCGGAAAUCCUACCAGGAUUUCCCCGCAGCGCAGAAGGAUGACCUGUAUGUACUCUUUCUCAUGCCAUGCCACUCCACACCAUGGCGGUCUCACCUCGCGCACGACUCCAUGAACGCGUAUGCCCUCACGUGCGAGCCCCCGCUGCACACGGCGCCAAACACGCCGGAGAGGGAGUUGUACCGGGACGAAGCAGAUCGUUUCUACGAUGACCCUAUUAAGUUCUUGUCUACAGAACUUUUCGCCGGAGAGGGACGCUCUCCCGUACCAAGCUACAUUGCCGGAUUCGAAGGCAUAGAACCCUGGUUGCACGAGUUCUUCGAAUCAACAUCCACUGGCAGGAAUCUCGGUGUCACCGUGAAGCCAGUGUGGUCCGCAUUCAAUGGAUUUUUCAACGAAGACUGGCGGAGAGCUGGUCGAAUGGUCAUAUGGGAAACAGUGCCAGUGGAACGUCACACAGAUCUGUGA